Messenger RNA from Tachysurus vachellii, 1807 nucleotides. RefSeq names its product finTRIM family, member 14-like (gene ftr14l). Lineage: Eukaryota; Metazoa; Chordata; Actinopteri; Siluriformes; Bagridae. The record is from RefSeq and is a predicted model, not a curated record. Gene Ontology annotation, molecular function: zinc ion binding; protein binding. The transcript has 6 exons. The coding region runs from base 2 to 1498 and encodes 498 amino acids.
AAUGUCUCGACGUAGCAGUGUGGGAGACCAGAGCCGUUACAGCUCUCUGGGAAAGUUCCAGAGAUCUGAGUCUUAUGAAAAAUACAGCAACCCCAGACCGAGCAGCCGGAGCAGCCAGAGCAGCCAGCGCAGUGUACUCUGCGAUUUCUGCCUGGUGAAAAAGAUGAAAGCUGUAAAGUCCUGUCUAACAUGUCUGACCUCAUUCUGCGAGACUCAUCUUCAGGCUCACUAUGAGUACCCAGCACUGAUGAAGCACAAAUUGGUGCCAGCAACAGGGCAGCUGAAGGAAAAGAUCUGCGCUGAACAUGACAAACUACUGGAGGUCUUCUGUCGCUCGGAUCAGAUGUGUGUCUGUGUUCUGUGCAUCAUGGAUGAACACAAAAAACACGACAUUGUCUCUGCUGCAGCUGAGAGGACUGAGAAACAGAAACAGCUUAGUGCUAAACUGAUGAGCUCUCAGCAGAAGAUUGAUGAGAGAGUGAAAAAGUGGCAAGACUUGAUGCAGGCUACAGAGUCUCUAAAGCAUUCAUCUCAGAGUGUGCUGGAGGAGAACGAGAGAAUAUUCACUGAGUUGAUGCAAGCUUUGGAGAGGAGGUACACCGACGUGAAGGAAAUGAUCCAAGCCCAAGAAUCAGCCCUGAUGAUUCAAGCUGAGAGACACUUGAGCCGAAUGGAGGAAGAAAUCACAUUACUGAAGAUGAAACACAAUGACCUGGAGAGGCUUUCUCACUCUGAAGAUCACAUUCAUUUCUUACAGAGCUGGCAGUCUCUUUCAGCACCCUCAGGAUAUGAGGACUUGUCCAAAGUGUCACUGGCCCCGGUUCACUCUUUUGAUAAAGUUAAGAAAGCCAUAUCUGAUCUUAAGGUGCAAGUAGAAGAUGUAAGCAAGUUAGAACUGAACAAGAUCUCAACUGCAGCAAGUGAAGUUCAAAUUCUGCAGAUUCUGGAACCAAAAAAGAGGGAUGAAUUUUUACAGCAUUACUGUCAGCUUUCCCUGGAUCCUCUAACAGCUCACCCAAACCUCCACCUGUCCAAAGGAAACACAGUCGUGCAGAUGAGCGAGCCCAAAUCAUACCCUGAGCACCCAGAGAGGUUUGACUACUGGCAGCAGGUGAUGUGCAGGGAGGCUAUGAUUGGUGGCCGUUACUACUGGGAGAUUGAAUGGAGCGGUACAGAAGUGGACAUAGCUGUAACCAGCAAAGAAAUAAGCAGGAAAGGCAAUGACAAUGUUUGCAGCUUUGGCUGGACUGACAAAUCCUGGAGUCUGUACUGCUCUGAGUCUAAGUGCACCUUCAUGCACCACAGCAAGCGUAUCUCUAUACCAUUGGCCAAUUCUUCAAGAAUAGGAGUAUAUUUAGACCACAAGGCUGCAACAUUGGCAUUUUAUAGUGUCUCAGACACAAUGACUCUCCUCCAUAGAGUAAAUACCUCUUUCACUCAGCCUCUCUAUGCAGGGUUUGGAGUCUGGGGCUAUGGAACAACUGUAAAGAUACUGUAAAGUUAAAAUAUGUUUACAUACACUGGGAAUAGGAGUCUUUGAGGUCUUCAUUGUAAGACCUUCUCAUUCAAAGGACAUGUCUACUUUAAAUAUGUAUUCUUUAAUAGCUUUAACUACUCCCUUACUGUUAAAGGACUAAGGUAAAUGUGAAGGAAGAAUCCACUAAUAAACUAAAGGAAAAAAAAUUGAAUGAGUUAAACACCGGAGCCUCUACACAGAAACCACUAGAUGGUGUUAUUCAAUCCCUCUCAUUGAUUUUGAAAGGCAAAUUAAGAUAAAAUAAAUGAGUAUUUCUGCUUUGUUCUUUGA